AUGGACACACUAUCGGCCAUGUACUUUUUGAACGAUCUCGAUCGCAACGCCAUUGCUCAAGUGCGACUUGACGACCUCGAGGAAGACCUCGGUCUUGUUGGCACGCAAUGCAACAUCUGCAUCAGCAUUCUGUUCGUAGGUUACCUGCACAUGCAGAUCCCCUCGAACAUGCUCAUGUCGACGCAGAAAGUGCGUCCGUCGAUUUACAUGUGCGUCUGCGUGAUAGCAUGGGCCGUCGUCUCUGCCUUUUCAGCGCUCACGCACAACCAUACCGGCCUAGUCGUAUUCCGCUUCUUCCUUGGUAUCGCCGAGGCGCCGUAUUACCCAGGGACGCAGCAUCUGCUUUCGCUAUUCAACACGCGCAAGAAGAUUGCGACAAGAAUCAGCGUCCUGUACUCUGGCAACAUCUUCGUGACGUCCUUCUCCAGGCUCAUCGCCGAAGCAACCUUUGCCACACUGGACGAUGCCCACGCGAUGCAGGGCUGGAAAUGGUGA
Molecule: messenger RNA, 495 nt
Organism: Ascochyta rabiei
Lineage: Eukaryota; Fungi; Ascomycota; Dothideomycetes; Pleosporales; Didymellaceae
Exons: 3
Coding region: 1-495 (164 amino acids)
Biological process (GO): transmembrane transport
Cellular component (GO): membrane
Molecular function (GO): transmembrane transporter activity
Source: RefSeq, a predicted model, not a curated record